AUGGCUUCCCCGAAAGCUGCGUCCGAGCAGCUGCCCGCUGAGUCGGUGCAGGCACAGUCGCCGAACGGAGAGGUGGUGAACGGAGGUGUGCAGGAGAAUGCGGAGGAUGCGCCCGUGGCGGGAGUGGAACAAGGGAUGAAAGGGCUGGGAGUUUCGGAGGAGGCUGGUUCGGCGUUGCACCGCGCGUGCGCCGAAGGAAGGCUGGACGGGGUCCGGGAGGCUUUGAGCAGGGGCGUGGAGAGUCUGGAGGUGCUUGACGCAUCAACCGGCUGCACCCCAAUCGUCCUUGCUAUCCGGAACAACCACCCCGAGAUCGUGCGGGAGCUGCUCCAAGCUGGCGCCAUUGUACCUCCUCCGGCGGUGACCAACGACCAGCAGAUGCUCGCCCUGCUCUACCCUCCUCACAUGUACGGUAUCCCCCCUUGGCAGCAGCAGCAGCAACAAUCACAGCCAUCUCACCCUCAUCCCCAACACCAGCCGAACUCGGACUUCUACCCCCAGCCCCCAUUCUAUCCCUCGCAACCCAACGGCAACGGUAACGGUAACGGCAACGGGAUGUACAUGCCCUACCCCCAACCAGGACAGCGUCAGCACCGCGAGUCGGAUGCUGGGCAGAGCCAGGCGCAGGCCAACCUGCCCCCGGCGGACGUGGCAAAGACGAUUCCUUGCCGGAACUUUCCCAACUGCAAGUACGGGCACGGAUGCCUGUUCUUCCACCCUCGCCAGGACGCGCCGUUCUUCCCUCAACAGGGUUUCGGGUACGAGGGCGGAUUUGGUGGGUUCCAGCCGGGACAGGGGUUCCAGCAUUUCGGUAUGCCGAAUGGGGAGAUGGGCGGGCAGUUCCAGCAGCAAGGGCAACAACUCCCCUCGCACCCGGAGCAAGGGUCCGAGGAGACUGUUGACGCCGCACCGGCCAACGGGGAGCAGCCAUUCCAGGGCCAGCCCAUCCCCGUUCCCCAGCACCUCAACUCGAUGCCUCCUGCCUUCAUCCCUGGCUUCCAGCAACCUCAGCUCCCCAUGUCUCCCCCGCAAUUCGGCGCCUCGCCCCUCUCGCCCUCCAUGCUCGGCAACUCCCUCCCGUCCAUCCCUCCCGCAGACCAGUUCUUUGCUGCUGCCUCUCCCCCUCCCGCCAACGGCUUCCUCGGCAACUUCCCGCCCGCUUUCGUACCCAUGCCGAUGAUCCCUCAACCAGGGGCCAACGGUAACAGGCGUCAAAGCUUCAACCAGUUUGGCGUCCCCAUCCCGGCUGGUCCCGGCGGCGGCAAGAUGGGCUUCGGUGGGCCCGGCAAGAAGGCCUCGUUCUCUGGUGGACCUAGGCCAUUUGCUCCCGGUUUCCGAACUGGACCGUGGAAGGACGGAGUGCCGCCUGCGUGCAUGUUCUUCCCUCAGGGCAAGUGCAGGAGCGGAGACAUGUGCAAGUUCCCCCAUAUCGAUGCGGAGGGUAACGACUGCCGUCAUCCCGACCUCGUCCGCGGUGCUAUUCCGCCCAUGCCCGCCCCGCGCGUCAUCCGCCCACCACGCACGUACCCCACGUACGACCCCGCCUUCAAGCAGCAGCAGAUCGUCCUGCAGCAACAGCGGGCGGCUAUGCAGGUUGCAGCGCAAAACGGGUCGGCCACCUCGCCUACCGGACCCAGCGAGGAUCUCAGCAGCUCGCAGACCCUGACCGAGGCGUCCGUCUCGUCCGAGGCCACCAAGAUCGCCACACCGGCCGACAAGGGUGUUUCUACCCUGCCGCCUAAGCCUCAGACUGGUCUUGCGCCCGCUGCGCCCGUCCCGGCUCUCAUCCGCUCGGCAUCGCAGCCCGGUGUUCAGCGUGUCCACGCCAACGGCUUCAACUCCCGCUCGCACUCGCCCGCUCCCAGCAAUGUCUCGUUCCACGGCGGCGGGCACCCCAAGCGCGCCGCGUCACGACCGGGCUUUGCGCCUAUGGCGAACGGUGCGCCGAACGCUGCUUCCGCCCAGGCGGGCGCCAACGGGCACGGACCGAGGUCGGCUUCGACCGACGGCAAGGUCCAGCCUGCUGCGGCGGUGAAGCGGAACCAGCGUGUCCCCGGAGCGGAUGAGUUCCCUGCUCUCGGUGGCAUGGGCGGAUUGGACAGCAAGCAGGCAAGCCCGGUAGCAAGGGGAAGGACGGCGGCUGAGGUGCUUUCUGCUCCGGCUCCGGAGAAGCCAGUCGUUAAGGCUCCCGAGAGGGAAAACAGCGCAGACAGCGGCAAGUCGGACCAGAGCAUCGAGAUGGACUCGGACAACGAGUCUGACGGCGUCGUCAUCUCCGUCAAGCCCUCCUCGUCUACCCCUACCACCGCGUCCACCCCGGCGCCGGUUCCGGCUCCGACCACCGCCAAUGGGACCGGUACAGCCAAGCGCCCAUCCAUGUCCUUCGCGAGAAUGGCGGGCGGCUUGUCCUCCGAGAACACCCCAAUCGCCGUCAAGGCCUAA
Molecule: messenger RNA, 2442 nt
Organism: Dioszegia hungarica
Lineage: Eukaryota; Fungi; Basidiomycota; Tremellomycetes; Tremellales; Bulleribasidiaceae
Exons: 4
Coding region: 1-2442 (813 amino acids)
Molecular function (GO): protein binding; metal ion binding
Source: RefSeq, a predicted model, not a curated record